Amaranthus tricolor (Joseph's coat) is the source of this 950-nucleotide messenger RNA. Its product is annotated as cytochrome b5. The coding region runs from base 271 to 681 and encodes 136 amino acids. The record is from RefSeq and is a predicted model, not a curated record. Gene Ontology annotation, cellular component: membrane; intracellular membrane-bounded organelle. The transcript has 3 exons. Gene Ontology annotation, molecular function: heme binding. Lineage: Eukaryota; Viridiplantae; Streptophyta; Magnoliopsida; Caryophyllales; Amaranthaceae.
GUUGGUAAGCGCAACCAGUGAUAUCUGACCAACAAAUUAAGGUUCACCUACCCUCAAAAGAGUGAAAGAACCCAUCAUUAUUUCUUAAUCGUCGCACCAACCCAUUUUCUCCACGCCCUUUUUCUUCCAUCACCAUAAUCUUUGUAACCCCAUUUGUAAUUGUGCUACCUACUCCUUUCAAAUCUUACACAGAAAAACCUAAACACAGUUGUUGUUUUGCAAUUUGGAAUCUAAUUUCUCAUCAAGAAGUGUAAGAACAUCAAAUCUAUCAUGGGUGAUGAAACAAAACUCUUCACUUUGUCCGAAGUUUCUGAACACAACUCUUCUAAAGAUUGCUGGCUUGUUAUUAGCGGAAAGGUUUAUGACGUGACCAAGUUCUUGGAAGACCAUCCUGGUGGUGAUGAGGUGUUGUUGUCGGCCACAGGAAAAGAUGCAACGGAUGAUUUUGAAGAUGUCGGUCACAGCAGCACUGCAAGAGCUAUGAUGGACGAGAUGUACGUUGGUGACAUUGAUACUGCUACUAUUCCUACUAAGGUCAAAUACACACCACCAAAGCAACCGCAAUACAACCAGGACAAGACUCCCGAAUUCAUCAUUAAGGUCCUUCAGUUUCUAGUCCCCCUCUUAAUUUUAGGUGCAGCUGUUGGCAUCCGCUUUUACACCAAGCAAUCAUCCGAUUAAGCCAAACCCGGCAUAAGUAGUGCGAUUUUCAUGGAAUCUCUUCAUAUUGGAAUUCAGAUUGACAUGUGAUUUGUUACUUCAAGGUUCUUUUCAAGUUAUUUCUGUUACUCACCUUCAUUUCUCCCCCUUCCCACUAAAUUUAAGUGUUAUUUUUGAAACUACAGGCAAUUUGUACUUCAAAAUUUGAAUUCUGAACAAACCAUCCUAUAGAAACAGCUUUUUUUUCCUUUGUAUUAUUGGCUCAUUAGUGCUCUUAAGCAGCAUUUUGA